This is a messenger RNA of Dermacentor silvarum, 2152 nucleotides long. Its product is annotated as peroxynitrite isomerase THAP4-like. Lineage: Eukaryota; Metazoa; Arthropoda; Arachnida; Ixodida; Ixodidae. The transcript has 4 exons. The record is from RefSeq and is a predicted model, not a curated record. The coding region runs from base 187 to 1854 and encodes 555 amino acids. Gene Ontology annotation, molecular function: sequence-specific DNA binding.
CACCCUGCAAUGCAGUUUGAAGAACAGGGUGCGCCAUCUGGCGACCCCAGCAAGAAGCUUGAAGGCGUUCGCGCGCAUGGGCCUUUCUUCGCUGCCAUUGCUCAGCGCGGGUACAGCGUGGUCUUUUUGAGCUUUUGCCUUUCGCGUCCGAAAUACCUGCGCCUGUUUUCUCUAGUUUAAGAUCCGAUGGCGUCAUCAGAACCGUGUGGUCGCACCCCUGUGAAGAAGAAAAGUGGGCGCAGGUACUGCUCUGUCAAAGACUGCCACAGUCGCGAAGGGACACCAGGCGUGAGGCUGUACAGUUUUCCGUCAAAGCCUUGGGAGAAGUCACGAAGGCAAAAAUGGAUUAUCGCCGUGCGACGAGUCAAUUUUGAGGACUCCUCUAGCUGGCAGCCUAAUCGAGAUUCGAGGGUGUGUUCCAAACAUUUUGUGAAUGGCGAGAAAAGCACAAUUGAAAGCCACCCAGGUUAUGUACCAACAAUAUUCCCGACCGUGUACAAGAAGAGGUCCACUUCAUCUACUGCUCAGCUGGCUAGAUUUAAUAGGUGGAAGCAGCGGCACUCUGGGUCAUCUGCAUCACUGGCUACUCCUGCAUCAGCUGAUUCCCCUGGACCAGCUUCUCCCUACACAGCUGAGACAGGAGCCAUUGGUACCAGCAGCCUUACCACAGUUGAUCUAGCAACUAGUACAGACCUGUUGUACGAGCGGAGCUCGACAGAGGGCUUGGAUCUACUGUCCACUGUCGCUGCUGAGCUUUGCACUGCAGUAAAAUCUGUGGAAACACAAACUGAAGAAAGAAGCGUGUCAAGCAAGAAUUUCUCGGUGUUCAUGUGCUUCAUUAGUGAGUCAGGGACAUCAACUCAAGUGACACAUCUUGAGACAUGCGACAACAGUGUGCAACACAAGCCAGAGGUCAGUAGCAGGCAUAGUGGCUCUGACCACAGAACCAGCUACUUCUCCGGCUACGACAGCAUCGCUAAAUCUGCAAAUGCAUUGCAAGACCUGUGCAGUGUCAGCAAAGAAGUGUUUGCAAUGCUUCUGAGCAUGCUUCCACCUUCAGAACGAAAAUGUGACGUCACUGCUGAGAAUAGGCUUCUUUUGUUUCUUUUGAAGUUAAAGCUUGGAAUCAGCUACUCAUCACUGGCUAUUCUCUUCUCGGUAAGCGAAACGUCGGCAUCAAGGCAUUUCAAGAGUGUUCUCAAAACGCUCGCGGUGGCCACUAAACAAUGGAUUUUUCGCCCCCCACCAAGAGUGAUUCAGGCCACAAUGCCAGACAGCUUUAAGAUGCAUUAUCCUAGCUGCACUAUGAUUAUUGACUGCACAGAAAUACGUACAGAGCAGCCACCAACUGUGCAACAAGAACGAGUCUUGUACUCAAAUUACAAAGGCGCAUAUACGCUGAAGUUUUUAGUGGCUGUAACACCAGGAGGAAUGAUUUGUUUUUGUUCAAAAGCCUAUGGUGGUAGACUGUCUGAUGCCCACAUUACAGUUGAUUCUGGUUUCCUCGAUCUUGUUCAACCUGGGGAUACAGUUCUUGCCGAUAAGGGAUUUCCAGGCAUCCAGACAGUUUUAGGAAACCAGAAUGCUGUUCUUGUUAUGCCUCCAUUUCUCCAUGCCUCUCAGUUUACGCCAGAGGAGGUUAGGGACACUUACAAUAUCGCUCAAGUGCGGAUACAUGUCGAACGAAUGAUUCAGAGGAUUAGAAUAUAUAAUGUCUUGAACAACAAAGUACCAACUGAGCUUAUCCCAUGCAUGACGGAUGUCUUUCAUGUCUGCUGUGUGCUAGCAAACCUCCAGCUCCCAAUAAUUAAGCGCAAAGAACAACAACAGUCAUUUGUCGUGUCUGCAUCAUGAACAAUCGACUUUGCCUCACUCUGGAUUACACAAAAUGAAAUGAAUGAAUGAUGGGGGAGCAUCAGUGCGCUAGGCACCAUUUCGAUAAUAGGACUUGUCUUCGUCUAGGCUGGCCGGGGGUUUCGACAAGUGCUCUUGCCGAAACAUUAGCUAGUGGACUGAGGCCUUCAUAGCUUUCUUAUUUUGCUCUGUGUUGCCAAGGAUCUCAUCUGCCAUGGAUACUCACUUUGCAUUAUUUGUUUGAGCUAUUUGCAUUUUAUUGUUUCGAAAUUGGACGUGGUCAUUGAGAAACACCGUA